Messenger RNA from Oncorhynchus tshawytscha (Chinook salmon), 1385 nucleotides. RefSeq names its product josephin-2. Lineage: Eukaryota; Metazoa; Chordata; Actinopteri; Salmoniformes; Salmonidae. The transcript is spliced from 5 exons. The record is from RefSeq and is a predicted model, not a curated record. Bases 103 to 801 code for a protein of 232 amino acids. Gene Ontology annotation, molecular function: cysteine-type deubiquitinase activity. Gene Ontology annotation, biological process: protein deubiquitination.
GGGGCGUGACAGUUGAACAACAACAAUCAAGCUUCCGGUUUUUUCCCAUUCUUACUAGAGAGUUCACUAGCAUGUUCUUGUGAGCGUAAAAUCAGCAAGUUUAUGUAUAAUAGAUUUACGUGUACACUAGGUACAUUUUAUUAUUUUGUUUGUCGUGGAAUAAGAGCACCGAAAGAGCUAUUACUGACUUUGAUACACCGCUUUAUUUGGCCAUUACACUGCGGACAACUUCCAAUACGGGUUAUUAUGAGCGAAGGAGAGGUAUUCCACGAGAAGCAGCGACUGGAGUUGUGCGCCAUUCAUGCUCUGAACAACGUUCUGCAAGAACAAGUGUUCACCAAGGAGACGGCAGAUGACAUCUGCAAGCGGCUAGCUCCACAAUGUGUGGUGAACCCUCACCGCUCUAUGCUGGGCACAGGCAACUAUGACGUCAACGUCAUCAUGGCUGCCCUACAGAGCAGAGAGUUGGCUGCAGUAUGGUGGGACAAACGCAGAACAGUACAGAGUCUCUGUGUUGACAAGGUCCAGGGGUUCAUCCUGAACGUUCCGUCACGUGUCUCUCUUGGAAUUGUGUCCCUCCCCGUCAAGCGGCGGCACUGGCUUGCAGUGCGCCAGGUUAAUGGACACUACUACAACCUCGACUCCAAACUAAAGAGUCCUGUCUGCAUCGGGAAUGAAGCAGAUCUCCGUACAUUUCUCAGUGAACAGCUGUCUCCGGACGUGGCAGAGAUGCUCCUGGUUGUGAGGAGGGACGUGGAGGAGUACGGAACCUGGCUGAACUCUGAUGACCUCAGGAAGUGAUUCCUCUGGCCUGGGCAUUCCAUUCAUUCAACAUGGGACUCAAACUCCUGCUCUACUCUGGAAAAACAAAUAACAUUUUAGAAAACAAGAGACUCUUAACAAAAAGUACAUAUUUCAGGAAAUGCAUUACCGGUUGCUGAGGAGUGUGGGCACUGUUACACACACACACACGAAGUUCCAAAGAGAAUUUAAGAUGACGAGGGAUUUCUGUCCCAAAUGGCUUGUUUGUAAGUUUACUGGCCUUUGUUUGGAUUUCUACACUACAGCAGCAUCUAUAUCCUCUUUCCUUCCCUCUCUUCCUUCUCUUCUCUUCCUAUGCACUGCACUGUCAAGGUAGACCAGUUAGAACUGGUUUGUCUUUUAGUUAUUCUAUGCACUGAGAAGGUACAGAGGAGGCACUGGAUGUCAUGUUGACAACUGACUAUGUGAAAAUAACGCUUCUAUGUUUGUGUUCUGUCUGCGUCUACAUCUAACUGCAUAUCCAAGUGAAUGGGAGUACUGUCUUUCUGUUACACUUGCUCAAACUACACACACGCUCAAACUACACACACAGAGGAUAUAAAGAAAAUGUUAUUUAUAUGUAA